Molecule: messenger RNA, 1364 nt
Organism: Rhodamnia argentea
Lineage: Eukaryota; Viridiplantae; Streptophyta; Magnoliopsida; Myrtales; Myrtaceae
Product: protein trichome birefringence-like 34
Exons: 6
Coding region: 19-1239 (406 amino acids)
Cellular component (GO): Golgi apparatus
Molecular function (GO): O-acetyltransferase activity
Source: RefSeq, a predicted model, not a curated record
AGUGAGUGCAUCCGUAAUAUGGCAAACAAACCCCAAGGGGUUACAUGGGCAUCUUCAGUCACCGGCAGCUUCCACUCCCUGGUGGCUCUGCUCAUUGCUGUCCUCGUCGUCUCCUCCCUCUACCUCUCGCGGGACCGGCCAUGGCUCGGGAGCCCAACGCCCACCAUGCCAACCCGUGAAUGCGACCUGUUCUCCGGGAGGUGGGUGUACGACGACGCGUCGCACCCACUAUACGAGGAGAAGCGAUGCCCGUACAAGUCGUCGGAGAUCACGUGCGACGCGCACGGGAGGAAGGACACGAAGUACCAAAAAUGGAGGUGGCAACCCCAUGGCUGCGACCUUCCCAGAUUCAAUGCGACAGCGUUUUUGGAGAAGCUGAGGAACAAGAGGCUGGUGUACGUGGGCGACUCUUUGAACAGAGGCCAAUGGCACUCCCUGGUUUGCAUGGUCGAGCCUGCCAUCCCUGCCGGCUUCAAAUCCAUGUCGCGUCCGCGCAACGCCUCCUUACGCUUCUUCACGGCUCAUGAGUAUAACGCGACGAUCGAGUUCUACUGGGCGCCGUUGCUGGUAGAGUCGAACUGCGAUGAUCCCCAAAACCACUCGGGUCACCAUCGGAUCGCUCGAGUUCGAUCCAUUGAAAAUCAUGCCAAGCACUGGCGAGAUGCGGAUUUCCUCAUCUUCAACACCUACCUCUGGUGGAGGCUGCCCGAGAUGGAACUUCUGUGGGGAUCGUUUGAAAGUCCAGCUGCAAUGCACAAAGUGGUGAAAAUGCCCCGUGCGUAUGAGAUGGCUCUCAAUACCUGGUCAGAUUGGUUGGAGGCGCAUGUCAACAGGUCAAAGACCAAAUUAUUCUUCGCUACCAUGUCUCCGUCUCACGAAAACGCCAAGGAAUGGGGUGGGAUUCCUGGUCAAAGCUGUUAUGGCGAAACCGAGCCAAUUACCCGAGAAGGGUACCGGGGAACCGGGUCGGUUCUCGCGAUGAUGCGGGUGGUGGAGAGAGUGAUCAAGAAGCUCGAAACAAGAGGCGUGACGGUUCAUGUCCUCAAUAUCACGCAGCUAUCGGAGUAUCGGAAGGACGCACACCCGGCCAUCAAUAGGAAAUAUUGGCAUCCCCUGACGAAAGAGCAGCUCGCAAAUCCGGUCAGCUAUGCGGACUGCUUCCACUGGUGCCUCCCCGGGCUACCGGAUGUGUGGAAUGAGCUUCUCUACACUUACAUUUUCCACAUUCUAGACACCUAGGUUCGGAUACCUAGUUUGGAGGUGCACAGAGGCAAUUGCAAAAUACUAGCUGUGCCAUUGGGUAUACUAGACGCACACAUUAGCGAUAGAUCGAGGACAAUUUUGCCGGUCCAAAAUUGGAGGGA